AUGUGCGAAAAAAUAGACAAGCAAGAUCAGCUUUCCACUCCUCUGUCAAGGGCCCGGGAGCUUCUUGUCAGCGAACAUUUCAAAGAUUACGAGCAAGCGGCAGAAUUAUUGAAACAAGCGUUACAAGAAACAUCGAACAAAGAUGUGGAGGCGGAAAUUUGCGGCGAACUUGCAGAACUGCUCUUUCUAAUGGAUAGUUAUGACACUUCUCUAUGCUAUGGGCAGAAGUGUCUUUCCCUUUCUAAAGAGGCUGAUCGUAAAGGUCUUGAAGCAUUAGCGUAUUCCUGUGUUGGAAGUGCCUAUUCCAAAUUAGGAGACUUGCGAAAGGGCCUCGAAUGUCAUAUGAAGUCCUUAGAUGCUAAUUCUACGACUGGAGACCUGAGGCAAAAGUGGAAAUGUCUGCAUAAUCUAGGCAUCACCUUCACAGACCUUGGUGACAACGCAAAUGCCACAAAAUACUUUAAAGAAAGUCUUGCAGUUGCUACCGAAAUUGGCGAUGAUAAGGUAGCAAUAGCUGAGUCCCAUGGUGGUCUGGGUAUCGUGUUUUACAAGACGAGGCAAUACCCAGAAUCCAUUUUCCACAACGAGAAGCAUCUGGCGCUGGCCAAAGAAGCCCAUAAGAAGAGAAGUCAGGCUAAGGCCUGUGGAAAUCUUGGCAAUGUUUUCUUAUCCAAGGGAGAUUAUAUCAGAGCCCGUGCACUAUAUCAAGAGCAGCUCGAAAUUUCCAAAGAAACAGGGGACAGGUCUACCGAGGGAAAUGCAUUGGGGGCUCUUGGCAAUGUCUACCAUUGUCGUGGUCUAACAAGAAGAGCGAUUGAAUCUUAUGAAGCCCAACUGUCUAUCGCAAAUCGCUUGAACGACAAGGCAGCACAGGCAAUUGCCAUUGGAAGAAUUGGAAGAGCGCAACACUCCCUCGGACAAAACAGAAAGGCGCAGAAAAAUCUUGAAAAGCUACUGCAGCUGUCGAAAGAAGUUGGGGAUAAAACCAAUGAGGGCUUUGCGUAUGGUUUCCUUGGAAACACUCACAGGUCACUGGGCAAUUAUGAAGAAGCCAUAAUCAUGCAAAAAAAGUUCUUGGAAAUUUCGAAGUCGAUCGGUGACAAGGCUGCAGAAGGUCUUGCAAAUGCCUACCUGGGAAGCAUAUACUACUCUCUUGGAGACUUUGAAAAGGCGUUACACCAUCACCAAAUCAAUCUCGCAAUAAAUAAGGAACUGGCGAAUAAAGGCGGAGAAGGAAGGUCGGUUGAGAAGGUAGGCAACAUUUAUUUCGAGCUUGGAAAUUACAACAAGGCAAUCGAAUGUUACGAGAACAGCCUCAGCAUCGCCAUAGCUAUAAAAGAUAAGCCUCUUGAAGGUGCCUCGUACGCCAAUCUGGGAAAUGCUUUUCAGGCCCUUGGAAUGUAUUCAGAAGCUGUGGUGAUAUACGAAAAAGCCGUGCCUUACGCUAAAGAAGUCGGAGACAAGCGUAUGGAGGGUCAGAUGCUUGGAAAUCUAGGAACUGCUUACAAUCGAAUUGGAGAGCAUAAAAAAGAGCUUGAGUGCCAUAAGAGACAUCUUUCACUCUGUGAAGAGUUGGAGGAAAAGCAAGGAGAAGCAACCGCCCACGGCAACAUUGGGAUGGUCAAUUAUCGCAUGGAAAAUUUCAAGGAAGCCAUUUACCAUAACGAAAAGCAAAUCUCUAUUUCGCGCUCACUAGGAGAAAUAGAUGGUGAAAUGGUAGGGUGCCUGAAUCUUGGAAAGGUUUACUGGAAAUUGGAUAAACUGCCAGAGGCAAUUGAAUAUCAGAAAGAGGCUUUGUAUUUCGCCGAGAAGAUGAAAAGCCUAGACAAGAUGGGUUCCUGUCACUAUGACCUUGGCGUUUCGUAUUCAAAAUUGAAGGAGUUCGAAAUGGCCUGCAGCCACUUGGAACAAUGCACCGAAUUGUAUGCGGAAGUAAGACAGCUUCUCUUUGGAAAAGAUAUAUACAAAAUUUCAUUAAGUGACGUGCAGGCCAGUGCUUAUCGUCUCUAUACCCGGUGUCUUCUCCAGCAAGAUAAAGAUGAAGAAGCAUUACUAGUCACCGAGCGUGCACGUUCCGCAGCUCUUGCUGACAUGAUGGUGGUAUCAUAUGGUCUACACGACCCAAAAGACGGGAAAAGAGAGGUCCUCAGCGGAGGAAGCAUGCGUGAAGUUGUUUCCCUAGUAGGAGGACAGGUAUUCUAUUAUGCUCUGUCUGGUACUGGAAAGGAAAAUGUGUUCUUAUGGAACCUAAAAUCAAAUAGCGCUCCAAAGUUCGUGGGCGAGGUUACCGACUGGAAGAGUCUGUUAGACGAAGCACUCGUUGAAAUCCACAUUAAGGGUAAUACAGCAAGAUGCGAAGAUCGCUCAUUACCAUCGAGAGAAAACCGACGUAUUCGUCAGAAUCAAGAGAUCGACCAAGAAGUAGAAAAGGUAGAUGAAGACCUGUUGAGCUGCCUUCCUACUAAGCGCAUCACCCCAACAGAUCGAUCAAGUGCACUGGGGAAACUCUAUGAUCUAUUGUUUUGUUGCAAGUCACCUGAUCAAGAAGCCACAGAUCUUAUCAUUGCUCCCGAUGCAGAGCUCCAUAGGAUUCCCUUCGCAGCCCUCCGAGAUGAAAACAACCAAACCCUCGCGGAGAAACAUAGAAUCAGAGUAUUACCAUCCUUGACAAUCAUGAAAGCGAUUUUUGAUUGUCCAGCCAAUUAUCAUAAUCAGAAGGGAGCUGUAAUUGUUGGGGAUCCAGAUGUUGGGUCAGUGUUAAUCAAAGCAACAAAGAAACCAAAGCUAAUCACACGACUAGAGCAUGCCCACAAAGAAGCUGAAGAAAUUGCCAGAAUGGUUGGAGUUAAUCCCCUUCUGGGAGAGAAAGCUACAAAAGCUCGUUUCCUAGAAAAACUAAGGACGGCGGCGUUAGUCCAUAUCGCAGCGCAUGGAAACUCUGGAACAGGCGAGAUUGCAUUUGCUCCUCCUCCACAAAAGCGCAAGCCAGAACUUGAUGAGGAAGAUGUAUUCCUUACAAUGGCCGAAGUGCAAAAAGCCAAAGUGCGAGCCAAACUGGUUGUUCUCAGCUGCUGCCACAGUGCAGAGGGAACCAUUCGUGCCGAAGGUGUCAUUGGAAUGGCUCGAGCGUUUCUUGGUGCGGGAGCGAGGUCAGUUCUAGGUACCCUCUGGGCCAUUGAUGACAACGCUACCUUAGAAUUCAUGCGCAACUUUUAUCAGCAUUUAAAACUCGGGGAGAAGGCAAGUGAAGCUGUUUAUCAGGCCACAGCUGCUCUCAGACGCUCAGAAGAAUUUCAAUCCCCAUAUUACUGGGCCCCCUUUGUCCUCAUUGGAGAUGACGUCACCUUUGAGAACUUUGAACAAAUGUAGCAAGAACAUCUGUAAGGUAAGUUAACUGAUUUCCCUUGGUAAUCAAUUUGAUGGCCAGCUUCGUUAAUUAAUUAAUUAAUUUUGCUGGUUGUGUUUAGGCCAGAACAUUUAACUAGCACUCCCCAGCCGUAUACCUGACUGCGAAAGAACCUUUUGAAAACCCUGACAAAAAGCUGGGAGAGACUACGAUGGUCGGGUAAUCCAUCUAGGGGGAAUUAGGAUGCUAUGGUAAUUUGUGGAUGAUGUAUAGGCCUGUUCUGGUUUUCGUAGACAAAGAAUCUGAGCAGUGAGACGUUAUUAUAAAAUGAGUUUAUCCGCGUUCUAUAGCCUUUUAGGACUGAUUUUACUAGCGGUAUUGGAUGUUUCCCCGUCCUCUCAAACUAUCUUCCUUGCAGGCGAUACGAUAAUGUUUAGUCCAUAUCUUAGUGGUAUUUAAACAGACUUUAACUGAAAUAGGAAUGAGGGAGAAGAUUUUUCAUAGGCUGCCGGUGGGAAGUUUGAAAUUUUUCUGUUGCUUAUUCCAAACUAAAUCUUUCUUUUUCCAGGAGAAGGCAAGAAGAAGGCAAGAUCAAAACUCUUCUGAAAACAUUAUGUAAAAAAUUUGGAACUAUUCUUACUUAGUGCUCCAAGUUAAAUACAAACUAGCAACUGGUAAAUGACACCACUAGCAAAUGACACCAAUUUAUAUCAAAGAACGAUUUGUAACAUUGUAACAAAGUACAGUACAAUGUACUGACGCAAUUACUUACACACGCAAACAAUAGAGUUUACCUCAGGUUGACAAAAUGCGCUCGAAAGAUCUAGAAUCCAAAUUGAACCGAGCCAACAGAAAACAGAUUACGCACGAUAAUCAAUAGCACAUAUACUUUUAGUUUAAACAUAACUAUAGAUCAUUUUCACAUGAGGUCACGGCGGCCAUAUUUGCGUACAAAACAAUGCCUCGGCGGCCAUGUUUGUGUACGAAAAAAAUCCUGUGGGAAUCGAACUCUUUUCACAGUUUAAAACUUUCUUUUAUUCCCUGCAAUUUGCAAAGCCGCUGACCACGUGACUGAAAAUGAUCUAUUGUUAAAGCCCACAACCUCCAAGAGACUGCGAUAAAACGUCUUUUCACAGCAUAUAAAAAUGGUUGUAACACAAGGGUAAUAGCAAAACAACCUUAGGUGAGCGUGUGAAAGGGUUAGGGUUAGGAUGUAAAUCGCGGACUUGGCACUCAUUUAAGGUGUUCAGGACGAAACGCCAAUAUUUUUAGAUAUCAAGUUGUUGUUUACUGUUGCACCAGAAAAAGAACGCCGAUGUUUUGUUCUGGUGACCGAAGUCGAUGAGGUUAAAGUUUAUGGUAGCAUAAGCUGAUGUUAAUAAACCCGAAAAUUAUGCCCUAUAAAAGCACAUAUUGACCUACUAGCUACAAUUAUAUCUCUGUUCUUUUGUCACAUAACGUUCGACAUUUGAAUAAGCUUUUGUACUAAGUAACGGUAGAUACUAGUUCAAAGUACAAGAAAGAAAAAUGAGCAAUGGCAAAGUCCACUGUAACUUAGCACCAUAUAUUCUCUAGAGUCCACAAAGGCUCCAUUUAUUACAUCACAUCAGAGGCGGAUCCAGGAUUUUUUUUAGGAGGGGGUGCACUCGUCUCUUGCUCUACAACACCAAUAAACCACAUAGUUUUUUUUUUUUUUGCAGAAUACCAGUUGUAUUAGAAAACCGCAAGUCAUCACAGGGAGGGGGGGGGGAAGGGCGCACCCCCUGCACCCUCCCCCUAGAUCCGCCCCUGCACAUGCUCAUCAUGCACAUGUGCUCCUCUUUUUGUCGUGCAUUGUCCUUUCCCAGUCAGUAAGGCUUCGGUUCAUUCACAACAGCGUUUUUUCCCUCCCAUUCCCCUUUGUUCUGAUUGGAACCUUUGUUUAGCUCGUUCUGCUCACUAUAUAUUUAGCUCGACCAGAAUGUAUAUCAGCUAGCCUGUUCCAGGCGUUCCGAUAGUAGAGCGGGGCGGUAAGUGGGGAGCGAGUUAAGUUGUACACCGGGAAAACGGGGUGAGGGGGACGCGUGAGAUCAUUUAUGGAAGUCCAGAAAGGCAAAAAAAUCUUAUUUGAAAGGUUAUUUAGCCACAAUAAAAAGAUUAAUGCUUUAACCGAGGUCAAAGAAAAUCAGUACUUAACUGCAUCUGGAAUCAAAUUCUUUCAGAAACAAGCCGCAGGAAAUAAUUGCCGAGUAUGCAUGACUGACCGCCUAAAUGUUAGACUCAGAGCGACAGAAAUUAGAUUUGCUUAGUUAAAAGAAGGAAACCCUCUGAUGUUGUUUAUUGAAAGCUAACUGAAAGGUCACGUUUCACACUAUCACGAGCUUAUGGCUCGCGUCUAGGCUGUCAGAACUUUGUAGUUCAUGUCACAGUUACCUGGUCGGCGGUCAAUUAAAGGGGGAAAGAGCUCUGUAAGGAAAUGUUUACAGGCGUUCUCUCCCCCUUUCCCCCUCUAGUCUCCCCUCGUUUUUUUUUCUUCGUGAAUUUUUCCCUCGCGCCCUACUAUCCGAACGCCUGGAACAGGCUAGUAUAUCAACCAGAUCAUUAUUUUACUCCUCUACAUCUAUAUGUACCUUUAAAAUUAAUCAUUUAUAUUAUGUUAUUAAACUGGACUGGGUCUCAUUCCUCUGUUAGGUUCCUGGGUUGUGGAACUACUGUCUUGCUUCCCUAUAAAAGUAGUAACAGGGAAGUGCAACCCCUGGCUGCACUUUAUCCCACAGCAAGGCUAAGCCCUUGUGGACAGGUCCGGGAAAAUAUCCACUCCAGGGUGUAGACCCCCGGACCCACCUGAUCUGUACUCCAUCCAGGAGGGUCACCCUUCCUCGUUCCCCUUAGUUCCUAGUGACUGGGGGAUAUGGGCCUAACCCCCGGAGACUGAUCAGGACUCCUGUCCGGGCGGGCUACCCCCGGUACCACACGAUUUUGUCUCCCUCCGGGAGGGCUUCUCUCCUGGUCCCCUUACCCCUAGACUUGAGCACUUCCCUGCCACAAGAAUUUUUCCCAUUACUUUCUGUAUGUUCUCUGUGUGGUACCUGGCAUAGAACCUUUAUGCGAAACAACUGCCAAUUGGAAGAGUUUAUUAAGAAGGAAAUUUUUAGUAUCCUAACAACUGUUUCCAAAAAUCAUGAUAACCCUUACUUUUCCGCUGUUUUAAAGUGGUAUCUAUUAAGGGUCAAAUAAAGUUCGAGCCAUCCAAAAUUUCUCUGAAGCAUGACAAAAUUCAGGUAACGUGUUUCUUUGCUUGACUCAAACGCGUGUAAAUUCUCCAUUUGGAAAAGACGUAAUGACGUAAUGCUUUAAAGAGUUAAAACUCUUUGUAUGUAACAGAUAUGGUCCAAACCCUCCCCAAUUUGAGAUAAUAUUACGUUUUCCCUCACUUUGACGCCCUAACUCACAUGGUGGUUCGUGUGAUCUCGUGUGUCCUCGGCGUUAAUCUUUCAAACGUUUGCUGAGCGCGCCGGUCCGCAUUUCUGUCUUCGUAAAGCGUUAAUCUUUCAAAAGUUUGCUGAAUCUUCGUAAAGCGUACAUAUUUCAAGAGUUUGCUAGUUUGCUGAAGGUCUAUUAUCGAUCUGUGUUUGCUGAACUCCAAAGCGUUCAUCUUUCAAAAGUUUCAGCGGCCGUUGUGCCACAAAGUAAAUCUACUGAGUUGUGUAGCUCGGCGGAUGUUGUGUCACAAAGUAAAUCUACCGAGAUGUGAAGCUCGGCGGCGCCAUUUCAUCAUGACUUGUGAUAUUUUCGGCACCGGACAAACGAACAUUUUAGGUCUAUGUUAUUUAUUCGGAAAAAACAAAAACAGCCCACACUAGCUCCACUCAAGUCACUGAAAUUAACACACUCGACCAAAUUACUUUAAUUGUUGACAUGAAAUAUACGACAUCACUAGCCUUCAAGACUUUUUCGUAAUGAUUUACCACUUACAGUUUAAAUAAUAAUAAUAAUAAUAAUAAUAAUAAUUUAUAUAGCGCAAACCUUUAUAUGAAUAUAUUCGGUUGCGCCUUACAAUGUUGUUAUAUUAAAAUUAUGUUUAAGGUGACUAAAGCGUGAGAACUAUUAAAAACUACAAUAAAAAGUAUUAAAAACUAUAAAAAAAACCACAAUAAAAGCCAACAAUUAAAUCUAUUUAAAAGCUAAAUUAAAAAAUGAGUUUUAACAGCAGUCUUAAAAGUGUCCAAUGUCUUCAUGUUGCGAAUUGCCGAAGGUAAUGCAUUCCAGAGAUAAGGUGCAGCUGAUUGGAAUGCACGAUCGCCAAGAGUUGGAUGGGUGUUAAUGCCUGGUAACUCGAGGAAUAUAGUAUCAUUUGACCUUAGAGGGUACCUGGAUUAGAGAAAUAGAGGUUUCGCUGUAAGCAAUCACCUUACGUUUGAAAUAUGCCAUGAACAAAUUAAUCCAUCGCAAUGACCAUCCACCCUUCCCCUCAACUGCUACCCGUGUACGCCCCACCCAAUUUUUAAGGGAAAGGCCCUGGGGACGAGGUUGCAUUCUCAAUUAAAUAAUAUUAGCGUGCAAUAUAAGUAUUCCAUAAAAAAAAUGCACUUUUUAUUUGAGUGUCAAUGUAUUUAGCACGAAAGUGUUAAUUGGGGACACUAUUUUUACGUCUCCUAAUGGAGACGGGACCGCCAUUUUACGUGGUCAUCCGAGCCACGCGAAGGUCUCGCCGCUUGCAGUGCAAAGGAAGUACCUUCAUUUCUCAGUCAUUUUAAGACCAUGAGUAAUGGUCCGGCCCCGGGAUUCGAACCCCGACCUCCCGCUCUGCAGUCAAACGCUCUACCGACUGAGCUAAUCCUGCCAUGUUAUUAUCGUGUUAUUAUCGUGUAAUAACACGGUGUACAACGGGACCACUGCACUCAAUACCUUAUGCUGUCUAACCGUACGAUAAAUAUUUCAUCAGCCAGUAAAUUACUGAGGUGUCAAGUGUCCCUUCCUCUUUUCGUAGAAAACCAGAGUACAGACUACUGAGCGGCCGAUUCGGUCCCAAUCUCCUCGCGGUUUCUCUGCCCUCGCCUGCCUUUUGAGUCCAACCAAAACCGCCAUGCUACACUAACAGGCUAGCCAGUGUAAAUAUAUUGCAAAUCGCUUUACCAACAGACUAUAACGUAUACGUGGCAGUACGGUUCAAUGUCGCUUAUCCUGAAAGACAGGAACCCAAACGCUCGACUCAGACAGAAACCUGUUUUUGCUGGAAUAGGCUCUCGAAGUUUAAUCGAAAAGGUAAACUAAAAUGCUUUGCUAUCUUUCAUUGUCUCGGUUAUUUUAUAAGUGUCACAGUUAGAAACAGCCUUACUUAUUUAAACAACAAAGUAUGAUCCCUUCAUGUGACUAAAACUGGAGUAACCUUUAAAGAUUUCAGUGGUAUUUGGUUGAUAUCAGGAGGCCAUACUCGUUUCAGUUUCCAUCACAUAUUACCAUAUGAAGCAGUAGUAUGAGUUAAACGAUGGAGUAGGAAACCGAAAGAGAACAGAGAGAAAGCCUCCAUUCGUUGAUCAAACUUCCUUAUGGCUCAUUUGAGAGCGUGAGAAGUAAAUCGUCUUGAGCCUCAGUUUAUCGUAAUAUUCUGAUCCGGUGGUCGGCGUAAGUGCGUUUGAGUGCGUGUACAGCACCAAAAGCUCUGAAAUGCAAAGCAAUUUUUGGAGGCCACCGAAGAGAAUCUAGAAAGAAGCAAAGGUGAACAGUUGCUUUCCGGUGAAACAGGUUGGAAUAUAUGCCUACGUAAGUGGUUUGCUUCACUACCGUGGUUGCCAUUGCUUUAGUAUUAACUAGCAUUAACAUCAUCAAAUCUGCCACUUCUUUUUGGGUCUCCAUCUGGCUUUAGUGGCAAAAGUCAAACAGUAUAUAAUUAUAUUGCUUUCCCUAAUACACCUUGUCACGGCUUUCGACGCCAUCUUGGCGCGUAGGCAAACGCUUGAGAAAUUACAGUGUUUGCAUGAGAAUCUAAUUUCGAAUAAUUUCCGUAGAACGGCUGUUCUGAAAAACAUAUGAUUUGCAUACUAAAGCUUCAUUCCUAACGAUUCUACUAAAAAAAUUUGAGGGCGUUAAAUUUACUAGAAGACCUAGAACCACUUUUUAAAUUUCCUAUAGAUCUGUCUGUAAGAGAGUCCCGGGAAAAAUUACAAACAAGCAUGGAGAAAUUUAAGCACAGGUACACCACCCAAAUUUUUUAGCACAAUCCUUUGCUUUGUAGCUUUAAUUUACAAUUGAUAUUUUUUUUCAGAACAGCCGUUUUACGGAAUUAUUCGACAUUCGAUUCUCAUAUAAACACUGUAAUUUCUCAAGCGUUUCUCAAGCUUCUUCCAAACUAGCCUGCGUAGCAGGCGUCGAAAGGGGUAGGGGGUAGGGGAUAGGGAGGAAGGGAAAAAGGGGAGGGGGAUUCCCUUCCCUUUCUCCCUCCCCCCUCCCCCUUCCCUUUUUGCGCCUGCCACGCAGGCUACUUCCAAACUAAAUUUCAAGAUUUGUGUAGCCAGUGAUGAUGUCAGUGCCUUCUGUAUUUUUGUAGCUGAGUAAUCAAGCGCUUGAAGCUGCAGGUUUAAAGGUAUCUCGUUAAAAUUUGUAUUUAUUUUCUCAGAAGGGAAAGGAGUAGAGAAAAACAGCAAAUAAAAAUGUCCGGAGGAUGAGAGAUUUGCCAAAUAUAAUAGCGGAGCUCCCGCGCGCGCUUCGCGCGCGCGCAGCGGAGCACCAUGGGUAAGAAAAUUUGGUAAACUAUCCAUCCCAGAAAAAUUGGUUAUGACGUAGCGUACGUCCGUCCGUACGGACUUUCCGGGUAGUGGAAAGUAGUCCGCAUGGACUCUUGGGGUAGGGGAAAGUACAGAUUUUUUUGGUGGGAAAUCGCAUGGCGCAACGUCGCGCAAUUAUAUCGCGCAACUGGUUUUGGAAAAAAGAAAGCAAGUAGAAAGAGUCAGAGCGAGAAGAAGGAGAGAAAAUUAUAGUGAAAAACGCCGGCAAGUAGAACGAGACAGAGCUAGAAUGAACAGACAAAGGCAACGCGAAAGAGAAAUACAAAGGCAAAGAGAACGGCAGCAAAAUAAUGACAUGAUGACAGAAAGUGUUGUGUUAAUGUCACUAUGGCCCGGCGCUAUUAACAUUUUGAUUUCAAACUGAUCUCGGACUCGAAAAUUCAGCCAGUCAUUUAAAAAUACAAGCAGGGAAGACAGAGGCUUUUCACUUUUCUCACCAUAGACACGCGUUGAUCACGCUCUACGACCGUCCAAUUUUUAUGCUCUGAUUGGUCAAAAUUUGACAGGUGAGUUCAUGCAGAGAAUUUAUACAGCAUCUUGAAACUUGUUUACUUUCAGUUUGACAGCUGAAGCUGACAGAGUAUUUUGUCAACUUGUGAUGUUUUUUACUGUCUUUUUCCACUGGAUGCUUAAAAUGAAAUACAGCUGCUAUCAACAGUCUUCUUUGAUUCAUGGCUAGCCUGACUUUCAUCCGAUUACUUCGAGUCGUUAUUACUCCCUCAGUAACGUCUGAAUCGACCGGCCGUUAAUGCCGUCCAGUGACGUCACUACUCCUUGACCUUUGCUUUAAUUCAUGCAAAAAGCAAAACACGAUUUUCAAGUGGCAAACCGAGAAAUAUCGUUUGAAAAUGUCUGCAUGAUACAGAACUGCUUUAUUUUUUUCGAUUGUAAUUCAUGUUUAACGUUCAAACUAUCAACUGCAUGCGGUACAACUCUGAACCGGUUGUACUAAAUUCUAUAAUCAAACUCGGUCGGAAUCACGCAAUGAAAUAAAAACACACACGGAACACUUAGUUCAAAAACACAAUGAUUUGCUUUAAUUGAAAAGAAGCUAUUUGGUCCUUAACGAAGAAAAAAGCAAGAAAGAAAAGCUAACAGAAUCAUCACACUUGACGGUAAAAAUAGCGAGAAGAUCGAAUUAUAACAUUGAUCUCAGAAAACUUUGUGUAAACAAAAUCACCGGCCGCUGAAGCCACAAUAGCGGCUCUGAAUGAAAACUCACCUACCGACUCUCCCCGAUGAUUCUUCAUUCGCAGUUCAAUUUAACAUUUCAGUUUCGAAGACAAGCGCAAUUUUGCUGUUUAAGAUAAAGAUUAAGCUUAUCGAAAUGUUUGAACUAACCGAAAGAAUGCCAGGGAUGCGAUCCGCUGAAUAUCAAAUAACAAUCCCGCUAAAAUUUUUCAUAAUUAUACAUAAUUAUGCGAAUGUUUAGACAAUCAACCAAUCAAAAUCACUACCCGGUUUUCGGGUAGUGAGUGACGUCACUGGACGGCAUUAACGGCUGGUCCAUUCAGACGUUGUUGAGAGGAGAAAACGACUCGAAGCAAUCGGAUGAAUUUCAGGCUAAUUCAUGGCUGGUUUGUUUAUUGAAUUUUUGGUCGGGAAAUGCGCCGGUUGCCAAAGUUGGAAAUCCGAUUUCGGAUGCAUCGCUUUCGUUUUUACCUUGUUGGAUGCGGGUUGAAAAGUCCCUCAAGCGAUUCUGGCCUUACUUUAUAGCUUUCAAGAGCUGCAUCUCGAAUGGUAAGCCUAAGUAAUUAUUGUAUACAGUGUAUGUUUGUUUUUUUAUAUUUAAUUUCAUGAAGUCGAGCGCAGUUUAUCAGGCUAAUUUAUGCACGUUUGUGUUAAGAUCUGAGACAAUGAUCAGAUCUAGUAUAGCUUACAGAACUUUAAAAAGCCUUUAGUCGAUAUUUUCUCUCCGCAUAUAGAACGAAAAAACUUUCCGAAGAGUAUUUAGUUAUAAUUUUGGCUGUAGAAAGAAAGCUUUGAGCGGUUUUCUUGCCUCGAGUUCAUCUUUGAAAACAGUAAACACCAGGAAGCCGGCUAAAAGCUUUAAGCUUAAGCUUAAAGACUCAGUUUUUAGAGACGCUUUAAUACUUGUCUUCGUGAAUGAAAAUUGUUGUCUCUGUAAAUGUUUCACCGAACUACAUUUCUUUUAUUGAUUGUUAGUAGUCUCUUACAAUUUUAAUCGCUUUGCAGUUUGUUUUCAGUCGUUCAUAAACAACGCUUGCAGGAGUACUCAAAAUGCUGCUCGUAUCAAACGCUUUUUAAGAUUGCACAUCAUUAUAAAACCAUUUAAUAAAAAAAAUAAACACAAUAAAUUCUUUAUUAUGUUGAAGCGUAACUCGUUUAAUGUUCACUGAAAAUUUAGCGCUUGUCAAAAGUGAGAACCGGCUGGCUGUAUAAAUGAUUUUGGAAAUUUUUUGAACGGUUUUGCUAAAAGCCCACGAGUGCUUCGUACGGUUCUGAAUAUUGAAUGAGUGCAAUUUGUCUUGAAAAAUUGUGAAAUACUGCAUUUUGUCUGAGGUCUAUAUGAUAAAAACAACGCCUCAUAUCACUGUUUCAGAUGUGAUGUAUAAAAAGUAUGAAAUGUUGGUUUACACCCCGGGGGGGGUACUCCCUAAUAUGGGCUAUAUAGGUAUGUGCGGCCCCAAAGGGUAGGGUUUUCAGCCGUUUUGGUCAUAAAUUGGGUAUCGAUUUUGGCUAUUUUGCCGCCAUUUUGGUCAUAAAUAGGGUAACGAUUUUUACACUGUAGUCUUGAAUGCACUUUUUUAGAAGAAGCUACUUCCUUAUCAUGUCCCCCUAACCUAAUAAAAGCAGAUAAACAUUGCCUUUAACAUUGGUCUGAACUAGGGAAAUAAUUAUAAGGCAGGUCUGAAACAGGGUAUUGAUUUAAGGGUCAGGUCAUAAAUAGGGUAUCAAAUUUUUGGUUUGGUCAUAAAUAGGGUGGGGAAAAUCGCAGAUUUUGGUCAUAAAUAGGGUAAGGGUUUUGGGAAGCGGGCCGCACACCCCUACCCAAUUUUUCUGCGAGUACCCCCCCCGGGGUUUACACGCUCCCAGAGUUGUUGGCAAGUUUUUGUUAAGUAAACUUGUCGAAAGCAAAAAAUUCGGCCUGAUUUGUUUUCCAAAAAUUCGUUUUCCAGGCCUAAUCUACUGUGAUCAAGAGCCAUUAUGGCUCUAAAAUGUGAUCGAAGAUGAUUGCUAUUUUUUGGGUGUAUAUAUACGGCUAUCAAUUCGAUGUAAGAUUUUUUUUUCACUCUAAAAUCACUUAGCCUUAGCUUUCCCUUAAAGUUAACUGAUUUGUGGAUUACAAGUUUAUUGUUUGAUUUAAAUUAUAAAUUUAUUAAUGGGAGCUUCGCUUUUAGCCCUGCCUAAAUCUAUAUAUUAUACUUAUAAUGUAUGGGGGAGGGAAACAAAGAUAUGGAUAUUCGAUUACAUUUUCAACUUCCUACAACUAAAACUUACGGCGUAAACCUUGUUAUCUGGCGAGAAAAUAAUUAUUUCAUUAUCUUUGUAAACAAAGUGAAUACAAAUAUCUACCCGGGAACUAGCCAGAAAAAAAUAUUCAAAUUAUUUGAUUUUGUUUAUUUGAUAGUUUUAUCUUUGUAAACAUUGAAACCUGAAUACAAAACCGGGCCCGUUAAUUAUCGGGACUUUCGAGAAACGGGCCCCAGAUCCCUAGAUUUUCCCUUUUGUUUCCUGGCCAUGUGUAGCAAUUUAUUGCCGCUCGAUCAGUCUUAACCGUAAAUAAUCCCCUGCAUGCAACAUUCGGUGGCCUUUAGUACAGAGUUCUAAACUAAGGCUACUCUCAGCAUUCCACUGGAAGUUGUUAGAUUAAGCUUCAAGUGAAAAAUGACGUUUUUUUAAUUAUGGAUAUUCGGAAAAAGGAAAUUCCAAGAAAUUCCAAGACAUUUUUUUGGGCUUUAUGGUUUUGCAGUGCCGGAUACGUUGUGUUUGGCUAUUUCUGGGUUCUAAUGUCGUAAUCUUAUACUUAUUUAAUGGUGAGGUUUAUAAACCAACACCUUUAGUAAAAUCAUUCUGAAAAAUAUGCCACACCAAAGCUGAAAAUGAAAUGAACUGUGACUCUAUUUCAAACUGUCCUUAUCAACACCACAAGCAUUUAGCUCAGUAGGUACAUGCAAGAUACGAGAAAUCCAGGGAGUGAAUCCCUUGCUAGCUGAGUAAUUAUUAGAAAGGACAACAAAAACCUGAGUGUCGAAGCUUACUUCUAAUUCUCAGUGGGAUGCAUUAAUUUGAUUUUGCAGCUGGGGUCUCUCUAUAGGCAAACCGUUAGCAAUUAAGAACUCACCUUUAAUCCUUGAACCGUAACUUUUUUGCUUUUUGUUAACAAGCUAUAAAGCUGCUGAAGUAUUUUUUUGCAGUCAGAAUUUUACAGUUAGUGGCCUGUGGGAUAUAUUAAGUCUCUCCUUUCUUCCGCAGUAUGCUAUCUGCCAUUUGCAGCUAGUGUAGCCAGGCUUUUCAUGCAAAACGCUUGACAACAUUCUUCACCCAGUCAUAAAAUCGUAAAUGCACUGGUUGGAAUGCCAUCCUAAGUAUUUUUCCAAGUGUUAGCACUUGGUAGCACAACCGCGACCCCAUUCAAGACAUAUAAAUAGAAAUUGCUUGUAAAUAGCAGAUUAUUAUUGUUAACGUUAGAAUAAAAUGGGGUCCAUUUCAACAUUCCAGGUAAAGCCAUGGAAGGCAAUCAAAGUGAGGAGCACAAUUCUCAAAGGCUGGUGUGCGAAAAAAUAGACAAGCAAGAUCAGCUUUCCACUCUUCUGUCAAAGGCCCGUGAGCUUCUUGUCAGCAAAAAGCAUUUCAAAGAUUAUGAGCAAGCAGCAGAAUUACUGAAACAAGCAUUACCCAUGGUCCAAGAAACAUCGAACAAAGGUAUAGAGGCGGAAAUUUGCGGCGAACUUGCAGAACUGUUCCUUUUAAUGAAUAGUUAUGACACGUCUCUAUGCUAUGGGCAGAAGUGUCUUUCCCUUUCUAAAGAGGCUGAUCGUAAAGAUCUUGAAGCAUUAGCGUAUUCCUGUGUUGGAAGUGCCUAUUCCAAAUUAGGAGACUUGCGAAGGGGCCUUGAAUGUCAUAUGAAGUCCUUAGAUGCUAAUUCUACGACUGGAGACCAGAGUCAAAAGUGGAAAUGUCUGCAUAAUCUAGGCACCACCUUUACAGACCUUGGUGACCACGCAAAUGCCACAAAAUACUUUAAAGAAAGUCUUACAGUUGCUACCGAAAUUGGCAAUAAGAUAGCAACAGCUGAGUCCCAUGGUGGUCUGGGUAUCGUGUUUUACAAGACGGCGCAAUACGCAGAAUCCAUUUUCCACAACGAGAAGCAUCUGGCGCUGGCCAAAGAAGUCCAUAAAAAGAGAAGUCAGGCUAGGGCUUGUGGAAAUCUUGGCAGCGUUUUCUUAUCCAAGGGAGAUUAUGUCAAAGCCUUUGCACUAUAUCAAGAGCAGCUCGAAAUUUCCAAAGAAACCGGAGACAGGUCUACCGAGGGAAAUGCAUUAGGGGCUCUUGGCAAUGUCUACCAUUGUCGUGGUGAAACAAGAAAAGCGAUUCGAUCUUAUGAAGCCCAACUGUCUAUCGCAAACAGCCUGAACGACAAGGCAGCACAGGCACAGGCCUUUGGAAGAAUCGGAAGAGCGCAACACUCCCUUGGAGAAAACAGAAAGGCGCAGAAAAAUCUUGAAAAGCUACUGCAGCUGUCGAAAGAAAUUGGUGAUAAAACCAAUGAGGGCUUUGCGUAUGGUUUCCUUGGAAACACUCACAGGUCUUUGGGCAAUUAUGAAGAAGCCAUAAUCAUGCAAACGAAGUUCUUGGAAAUUUCAAGGUCGAUAGGUGACAAGGCUGCAGAAGGUCUUGCAAAUGCCUACCUGGGAAGCAUAUACUAUUCUCUUGGAGACUUUGAAAAGGCGUUACAACAUCGCCAAGUCAAUCUCGCAAUAAAUGAGCAACUGGGGGAUAAAGGCGGAGAAGGAAGCUCGGUUGAGAAGUUAGGCCACAUUUAUUUCGCGCUUGGAAAUUACAACAAGGCAAUCGAAUGUUACAAGAACAGCCUCAGCAUCGCCCUAGCUAUAAGAGACAAGCAUCUUGAAGGUGCCUCGUACGCCAAUCUGGGAAAUGCUUUUCGGGCCCUUGGAAUGUAUUCAGAAGCUGUGACGAGAUACGAAAAAGCCGUGCCUUAUGCUCAAAAAGUCGGAGACAAGCGUAUGGAGGGUCAGCUGCUUGGAAAUCUAGGAGGUGCUUACAAUCGAAUUGGAGAUCACCAAAGAGCGCUUAAGUACCAUUUGAAACAUCUUUCACUUUGUGAAGAGUUGGAGGAAAAGCAAGGAGAAGGAACCGCCCACGCCAACAUUGGGAUGGUCUAUUACAGCACGGAAAAUUUCAAGGAAGCCAUUAAACAUAACAAAAAGCAAAUUUCUAUUUCGCGCUCAAUAGGAGAAAUAGAUGGUGAAAUGGCAGGGUACCUAAAUCUUGGAAGGAUUUACUGGAAAUUGGAUAAACUGCCAGAGGCCAUUGAAUGUCAGAAAGAGGCUUUGCGUUUCGCCAAGAAGAUGAAAACCCUAGACAAGGUGGGUUCCUGUCACUAUGACCUUGGCGUUUCGUAUUCAAAACUGAAGAAGUUCGAAAUGGCCUGCAGCCACUUGGAACAAUGCACUGAAUUGUAUGCGGAAGUAAGAAAGCUUCUCUUUGAAAAAGAUAUAUACAAAAUUUCAUUAAGUGACGUGCAGGCCCAUGCUUACCGUCUCUAUACCCUGUGUCUUCUCCAGCAAGAUAAAGAUGAAGAAGCAUUACUAGUCAUCGAGCGUGCACGUUCCGCAGCUCUUGCUGACAUGAUGGUGGUGUCAUAUCGUCUACAUGGUCCUAAAGACGGGAAAAGAGAGGUCCUCGGUGGAGGAAGCAUGCGUGAAGUCGUUUCCCGUGUAGGAGGACAGGUAUUCUAUUAUGCUCUGUCUGGAAAGGGAAAGGAAAAUGUGUUCUUAUGGAACCUACAAUCAAAUAGCGCUCCAAAUUUCGUGGGCGAGGUUACCGACUGGAAGAGUCUGUUAGACGAAGCACUCGUUGAAAUCAGCAUUGAGAGUAAUCCAGCAAGAUGCGAAGAUCGCUCAUUACCAUCGAGACAAAACCGACGUAUUAUUCAGAAUCAAGAGAUCGACCAAGAAGUAAAAAAGGUAGAUGAAGACCUGUUGUGCUGCCUUCCAACUAAGCGCAUCACCUCAACAGAUCGAUCAAGUGUCUUGGGAAAACUCUAUGAUGUAUUAUUUCGUUGGAAGUCACCUGAUCAAGAAGCCACAGAUCUUAUCAUUGCUCCCGAUGCAGAGCUCCACAGGAUUCCCUUCGCAGCCCUCCGAGAUGAAAACAACCAAGCCCUCGCGGAGAAACAUAGAAUCAGAGUAUUACCAUCGUUAACAAUCAUGAAAGCGAUUUUUGAUUGUCCAGCCAAUUAUCAUAAUCAGAAGGGAGCUGUAAUUGUUGGGGAUCCAGAUGUUGGGUCAGUGUUAAUCAAAGCAACACAGGAAACAGUGCCAAUCACACGACUGGAGCAUGCCUACAAAGAAGCUGAAGAAAUUGCCAGAAUGGUUGGAGUUAAUCCCCUUCUGGGAGAGGAAGCUACAAAAGCUCGUUUCCUAGAAAAACUAAGGACGGCGGCGUUAGUCCAUAUCGCAGCGCAUGGAGACUCUGAGACAGGCGAGAUUGCAUUUGCUCCUCCUCCAAAAAAGCGGAAGCUAUUACUUGAUGAGGAGGAUGUAUUUCUUACAAUGGCCGAAGUGCAGAAAGCCAAAGUGCGAGCCAAACUGGUUGUUCUCAGCUGCUGCCACAGUGCAGAGGGACCCAUUCGUGCCGAAGGUGUCAUUGGAAUGGCUCGAGCGUUUCUUGGUGCGGGAGCGAGGUCAGUUCUAGGUACCCUCUGGGCCAUUGAUGACAACGCUACCCUAGAAUUCAUGCGCAACUUUUAUAAGCAUUUAAAACUCGGCGAAAAGGCAAGUGAAGCUGUUUAUCAGGCCACAGCUGCUCUGAGACGCUCGGAAGAAUUCCAAUCCCCAUUUUACUGGGCCCCCUUUGUCCUCAUUGGAGAUGACGUCACCUUUGAGAACUUUGAACAAAUGUAG
Molecule: messenger RNA, 18221 nt
Organism: Porites lobata
Lineage: Eukaryota; Metazoa; Cnidaria; Anthozoa; Scleractinia; Poritidae
Source: the annotation of a GenBank genome assembly